Messenger RNA from Schistocerca gregaria, 681 nucleotides. RefSeq lists its product as uncharacterized. Lineage: Eukaryota; Metazoa; Arthropoda; Insecta; Orthoptera; Acrididae. The transcript has 4 exons. Bases 1 to 681 code for a protein of 226 amino acids. The record is from RefSeq and is a predicted model, not a curated record.
AUGCUAAAAUCAAUAACAGAAGUCUUUGACACAUUCAUCCAAUUCAAAGCACGAGUAGAAAAUGAAACUGGUCGAAAAAUCAAAAUACUUCGAACAGACAAUGGAAAAGAGGUCGCCAAUCGGCGCAUGAAUAUUCCAAAUAGUAACUCAAUUGACGAUAAUCGUAUAGACAGUCGUCAACUAGCGCCAGCACCUAACAUCAAUGAAGAGGCAACUGGACUGACACAACCUGCUGAAGUUGACAGAAAUGCAGUUUAUCUUGAAUUAGCACAAAGUGACACAGAGAAAACAAUAAAUAGCAACAUACACAGCCACAUUGGUACAACUGAAAUUGAAGGUUUCUGUGACGCUGAUUACGCAUCAGACCUCCGUCAGCGGGUAUCAACGACCGGUUAUAUCUUCAAGUUAGCUGGGGCAGCAGUUUCCUGGACUUCAAAACGACAACAAACCGUCGCUCUAUCAACUACAGAAGCUGAGUACAUGGCUCUAUCAGCAGCAGCGCAAGAAGCGGUAUACCUUCAAGGAUUGCUCUUCGUGAAUUGUGUCUUACGCAUAGUGAAAAACUAUGUGAAACCUGUAAGUACCGAUAAGCAGCAAGCGGAUUUUUUGACAAAGGCACUGCCUAAAGGUAAACAUCAGUGGUGCUGUCAAGCUGUGGGACUUUCAGAGUUUACGAACUGA